UGAUAAACCCAAAUUAAACAAUCAUCAAUCAAUCACCAAUCUCAAAACUUUUUUUUUUUUUUUAUAGUUUUGAGUGUUGUGUAAUCAAUGGAAUUCUUCCAAAAUGCCAAAGUUGUGCGCCUAAAGAGCUACCAUGACAAGUACUUAAUGGCAAACGGUGAUGGAGAGACCAUUUAUCAAGACCUCCAAGGAUGUUAUGACAAUGCCAAAUGGACGGUCGAGAUUUUGAAUCAUGAUGAUAACAACUUGAUCCGAUUGAAGAGUUUUUUUGGGAAUUAUUUAACAGCCACCAAUAUCCCAUUCCUAUUAGGAUCUGCCGGCAAGAAAGUCAUGCAACAACCACUUCCUUCAAAUUUGUUGAAUUCUUCAUCAUUUGAAUGGGAACCCAUAAGAGAUGGGAUGCUGGUGAAACUCAAGACACGUGACGGCGGCGGAUUCUUGCGAGCCAACGAUUUCCGGCUACGGCCGUGGAAGAACUCGGUCACACACGACAACCCUCAUAGAACUGCAACAGCAAAUUGGAUUCUUUGGGACGUGGAAAUUGUGGAGUCAAGAGAACAAGAAUCCGAUGAUAAACCAAUUGAGCACAGAGAAUUAGAUAAAAAUAGAUCACCAGAAAAAAGAUGGAAGAAUUAUAUUUUAUGACCAGAAAAAACAAGGUAACAAUCAUAUACACUCUGAAAAAUUCAUCGGACAAAGAAAUAUUCAGGAAAAAGUGUUAGAAUUUGAGGAGAUGCUAAAGAAAA
Arachis ipaensis is the source of this 746-nucleotide messenger RNA. RefSeq lists its product as uncharacterized. The record is from RefSeq and is a predicted model, not a curated record. NCBI's taxonomy places the organism in Eukaryota, Viridiplantae, Streptophyta, Magnoliopsida, Fabales, Fabaceae.